Nothoprocta perdicaria is the source of this 903-nucleotide messenger RNA. It is a transcript of the gene POLR2E, whose product is annotated as RNA polymerase II subunit E. Gene Ontology annotation, biological process: DNA-templated transcription. Bases 1 to 630 code for a protein of 209 amino acids. Gene Ontology annotation, molecular function: DNA-directed RNA polymerase activity; DNA binding. The transcript has 8 exons. The record is from RefSeq and is a predicted model, not a curated record. Gene Ontology annotation, cellular component: RNA polymerase II, core complex; RNA polymerase I complex; RNA polymerase III complex. NCBI's taxonomy places the organism in Eukaryota, Metazoa, Chordata, Aves, Tinamiformes, Tinamidae.
AUGACGGAGCAGGCGGCGCGGCAACUGCCUCUGCGGCAGGCGGGGCGGAGCACGCUCUGCCACGACCGCGGCUACCUGGUGACGCAGGACGAGCUGGACCAGACGCUGGACGAGUUCAAGGCGCAGUUCGGGGACAAGCCGAGCGAGGGCCGCCCGCGGCGCACGGACCUCACGGUGCUCGUGGCUCACAACGACGACCCCACCGACCAGAUGUUCGUGUUCUUCCCCGAGGAGCCCAAGGUUGGAAUAAAGACAAUCAAGAUGUACUGCCAGAGGAUGCAGGAGGAGAACAUCACGAGGGCGCUCAUUGUGGUGCAGCAAGGCAUGACUCCUUCGGCAAAGCAGUCCCUGGUAGACAUGGCUCCCAAGUACAUCCUGGAGCAGUUCCUCCAGCAAGAGCUCUUGAUCAACAUCACGGAGCACGAGCUGGUUCCAGAGCAUGUGGUCAUGACCAAGGAAGAAGUGACUGAGUUGCUAGCCCGAUACAAACUGAGAGAGAACCAGCUGCCCAGGAUACAGGCUGGGGAUCCUGUGGCCAGGUACUUCGGGAUAAAGCGAGGGCAGGUAGUGAAGAUCAUAAGGCCUAGUGAGACCGCGGGCCGCUACAUCACCUACAGACUGGUGCAGUAACGCGGAGCGCCCAGAUGUGGAGGAUUCUGUUGUCUCCUGAUCUUCCCACCAAUCUACAGGCCCUCUGGGAUGUCUGCUGUUUUCUAAAAAUGACUGAAAAGAUGCUGCGUUGCCUCGCUACAUCCGUGUUCUAUGGCCUGCAACUCCUCAUUUUCCAGUAUAGAUUUUGCUGCAAGUCUGCUAUGAGGACUAAUGCCAUGAAGCUAAUGUUAAGAAACUGCAGCGUGCAGGGAGGAAGUGAGAGGAAAGAAGGCCUUUGCUUUCCUGUUUUAA